Molecule: messenger RNA, 2589 nt
Organism: Ciona intestinalis (vase tunicate)
Lineage: Eukaryota; Metazoa; Chordata; Ascidiacea; Phlebobranchia; Cionidae
Source: RefSeq, a predicted model, not a curated record
CAGCGAAACUUCUUGGAGCAGACACAGUGUAGGAAAGGCGUCGAAGCUGCAAUCACGCACAUCCAGAAGCCGAAUACAGUUUGGUAAACCUCGCUGAAGGACGUGGGACAACAGGUUAAAAGACAAGUAUACUGCAGUUGUGAAAUACUACGUGCACAUUAAUGUUCUCUCGUUUUAAAAGAGGUAAAAAAAGGAAAAAGAGAAUUCCAGAAAAAAGGAACUGUACCCGAUCCAAAAACAUUUUCUUAUUUUUGUCAGUCAAAUUUUAAGAAAUUCUAUAGGUUUUUGUUUAUAUUUCUUAAUUGCGCUUUAUAAUGUCUGGAUCAAAUGUGUUUCAACUACAAGGGGCUGUACAACAGUAUUUAUGGGGUAAAGUUGGGGGCGAAAGUAUGGUAGCGAAACUAUGCUCGCAAAGUGAUGCCAACUUUAUUAUUCAAGACGAACCAUACGCUGAGCUGUGGAUGGGUGCCCAUCCUAAAGCACCAAGCAAUGUGAUGGGAAAGCAACAAACAUUGCUGCAAUUUCUAAACGAAAACCCCACCCUGCUGGGUGAUAAAGUAAACUCACAAUUUGGAUCUCUGCCGUAUUUAUUUAAAGUGCUAAGUGUGAACAAAUCUUUAUCUAUACAAGCACACCCUAAUAAAGAUUUAGCACAAAAGCUGCACAAGGAAUUUCCUGAUAUUUACAAGGAUCCAAACCAUAAACCUGAAAUGGCAAUUGCUUUAACUCCAUUUGAAGCCUUGUGUGGAUUUCGGCCACUGAAUGAAAUUGUUAAUUAUAUUAACAAUAUACCUGAAUUAGCAACUGUUGUUGGUGAAAAUGCAGUAGCUAAGCUUAAAAGCGAAACCAAAUUAUCAAACUGCGUCAGUUCUGCGUUAAAAGAAUGUUUUUCAAACGUGAUUUUGUGCUCAAAAGAAGUUCGUGAAAAACAGCUUACUGGAUUGAUUACGCGAGUAAAAGAAAUGUCUUCAGAAAGUGGGGACUUGUCAUCAGUUAAUGGGGAACUAUUGUUAAAGUUGUAUUUCCAAUUUCCUGGGGAUGUUGGUUGUUUUGUGAUUUACUUCUUAAACCACAUUAACCUUAAACCAGCUGAAGCAUUGUUUCUUGGUGCUAAUGUACCUCAUGCUUAUUUAUACGGAGACUGCAUUGAAUGUAUGGCGUGCUCUGAUAAUGUUGUACGAGCGGGACUUACACCUNNGCUUGUAGAUGCUGGUACAUUAUGUGAGAUGUUAGAGUACAUACCAACAGCAGCUUCUGAGAGAAUAUUCUGUCCCUCUGCUUCACCUGAAACAAGUGAACUUGUGUACAAUCCACCCAUUAAUGACUUUGCUGUUAUAAAAGUUGAAGUGCAGGGUGGAAACUACAAUUUCCCUACGUAUGAAAGUGCGAGCAUUGUUCUGUUUAUCUCUGGUGAGGCAGAAAUUGUUGGAAGCCAAAAUCCAGUAAAACCUGGUGUGAUUUUGUUUGUACCUUCAAAUGCAAAGCUAGAAGUUAAAGUUACGAAACCACUCGUUGCUUAUAGAGCCUUAUGUUUGCUAUAAAUAAUGUCACAGUUUUGCCUAAACAGAUAUUUGAAAUAUUUUGCUGCUGGUGAUAUCAUACAUAUUAUAAUCACCAAAAACCUGAUCUGGUAAUAAAUUAGCACAGAUUUUGAAGCCAACGUUAACCUUGCAUGGCGGACGAAAUUUGUUUUUAUUUUUCAAUAAAAUCUAUGUUUAUUUAUGACAGUGGAUCAGUUUAAAAAAAGAUUUAAAAUUUAAUUGCCAAAAACUUGCUGAUCUUGCUGUGCAUUUUUUUACACUAAAACAAAAAUGACAUUGUGCUGUUUUAAUCCCAGUUUCAUUUAAGUUCAAAAUUCCAAUUGUUUAUCUAUAUGAGAUUGCAAAAUACUAGAUUACUUUGUUUCUGUAUGAUCGUAUUAUUUCGUACUAGAUUGUAUUAUAUAUAUCAUAUCAACUUGGAGCUAACAUGAAAUUAUAUGCUGUAGUGCUGUACUUGCCUGUACAAAGUAUUACUGGUCUAUUUGGCUCGGGUGUAUAAUAAGCUGCUUUCAACUUAAUGAUUUUUGGUGCUUUUGCUGCAGUAACAAUAAUGACAACUUACCUUUUAACUUAUGCACAAUGUGUUUAUGUUGUUCUUUAUAUUUCAUUACACAUUCUUGUAGAACAUCAUAUUACUACAUACAACUGCUACUGUGUUCUGCGUGGUUCAAAACAUAAUAUGUAUAAUAUUGGACGAACUGUGGCCUCGCCAGGGUAAUGGGCCAACUCGGACCUAACUCCCAGGUGCCAUGGAUUGCCUCGCUGUAGGACCUCACCCAUAUACAACAGAAUCUGCAUAUACAAUGUUGGGGUAAUGGCCAACUCUGGUCUAAACCCCAGGUCCCAUGGCAUGCCUCACUGUAGGACCUCACCCAUAUAGAAUAGAAUGUGCAUAUACAAUGUUGGGGUAAUGGGCCAACUCUGGCAUAAAUCCCAGGUUUCUGUUCUUCCUUGCUGUAGAACCUCACCCAUAUAAAGUAGAAUGUGCACGAACCAAGAUACUCUUAAGCUUUAUAUAUUUGUUGCUUAUCAUGAAUUAUAUUUACAG